AUGAUGGACAGUAGGAUUUUAGAGCAUCCUCAUACCCAGUUUGGAGGCUCCAUGAGUGGGAUGGUGGGUUUUCCUUAUCCCCUAAGCCAUCACCAUGUUUAUGAGUUAGCAAGUCACCAGCUGCAGUCUGCAGCCUCGGUUCCCUUCUCCAUAGAUGGAUUGCUAAAUGGAUCUUGCUCUGCUUCUGUUGUCACUCAGAACCCCCUUCUUUCUUCUGGAUGUGGGAUGACUGGAGACAAUCAACAAUUUAAGCUUUCAGACUCUGACCCAGAUAAAGAAAGUCCAGGCUGUAAAAGAAGAAGAACUAGAACCAACUUUACUGGUUGGCAGCUGGAGGAACUGGAAAAAGCCUUUAAUGAAAGUCAUUACCCAGAUGUGUUUAUGAGAGAAGCUUUGGCCCUGAGACUGGACCUGGUGGAAUCUAGAGUUCAGGUUUGGUUCCAAAAUCGCAGAGCUAAAUGGAGAAAGAAAGAAAAUACCAAGAAAGGUCCAGGGCGACCUGCUCAUAACUCCCACCCAACCACCUGCAGUGGAGAACCCAUGGACCCUGAGGAGAUAGCGAGGAAAGAGUUGGAGAAGAUGGAAAAGAAAAAGAGGAAGCAGGAAAAGAAGCUCCUUAGGAACCAAAACCGUCAUCAGCACUCUCCAAGUAUGUCUCUGCACACCCCAAGUUCUGAUAGUGAUAGUAGCUCCUCUCAGAAUCAAGACACAAUGGAUUCCAACCAUGGAGAAGUUGGACAAGGUAGAAACCAAACGCAACCAAGCUGUGACCAAACUGAACAAGCUUUCUUCCAAAGCCAAAGAAACACAGGACAGAGGGACAGGGUGAGUGAAAAGGACUCUGGGGAGGCUCAUCUUAGCUCAGGCUUCUGUCCUAAUGGCAGAGGUACUGGGUUCCCCAAACUCAAUCCUUUUAGUGUGGAAAGCCUUCUUUCUGAUUCCCCACCCAAGAGAAAAACAGGGGUUGACUUCCCAGGUUUAUCCAACCCCAGGACCUUGAUAGGAAAGGGGCAUUUUCUGUUAUACCCAAUAACCCAACCUCUGGGAUUCAUAGUACCACAAACUGCAAUUAAAGCUCAUGGAAACCAGGACAAUUAUAACCCGGGACAAAAAGACUCUGUUCUUAAUGGUCAGUCCAGACAAAGUGCUCCUCCAAAUUCAUCACAAACGUACCCUGGAAAAACAACGAACUCUUCCCAAACCAGUCCUGUAAAAUGCAAAACUGAAAGCAAUGAUCUACCAGGGCCAGCAACCAGCCAUGUCCAAGCUGGAUCAAGAGACAAUGGAGCAGGGCAUUUGGAAGAAACAUACUCUGAGCCAAAAUCUCCUGCCUCCCCAACAGCAGAUAGCACAUCUAGGGAACCAUCUGACAGUUUAAAUCCAUCACCCUGUCCCGCAAAACCUAGCAUAGACUGUGAAGUAGUUGAUAUGGACUAA
Molecule: messenger RNA, 1437 nt
Organism: Bombina bombina (fire-bellied toad)
Lineage: Eukaryota; Metazoa; Chordata; Amphibia; Anura; Bombinatoridae
Gene: UNCX
Product: UNC homeobox
Biological process (GO): regulation of DNA-templated transcription
Molecular function (GO): DNA-binding transcription factor activity, RNA polymerase II-specific; sequence-specific double-stranded DNA binding
Source: RefSeq, a predicted model, not a curated record